CCGUCAGUGCAGAACGAGCCGUGCCCUGACUGCGGAACUGACCUCAUCUUUUAACUACAAUCAACCUUGAGAGGGACGUCACAGCGCAGCGAUGACUCUCGUGGCAGAGGCCUUUGUGUCGCAGAUGGCAGCUGCCGAGCCGUGGCCUGAGUCUGCCACCUUGUACCAGCCGCUGAAGGAGGAUCAGAUUCUGCUGUCCGACUGUGCCUCAUCUCUCGCCGUUCAGGCCUACCUGAGGAUGUGCGGUCUGCCGGUGCAGGUGGUCUGCAGAGCAAAUGCAGAAUACAUGUCACCCUCUGGUAAGAUUCCCUUCAUCCACGUGGGGAACCAGGUGGUGUCGGAGCUCGGGCCGAUCGUGCAGUUCACUAAAGCCAAGGGUAAUUCUCUGAGCGACGGCUUGGACGAUGUUCAGAGGGCUGAAAUGAAAGCGUACAUGGAGCUGGUCAACAACAUGCUGCUUACUGCUGAGUUGUACAUCCAGUGGUGUGACGACGCCACGGCUGCAGAGAUCUCGCGCCCCCGGUACAGCAGCCCGUACUCGUGGCCGCUCAGCAACAUCCUGGCCUAUCAGAAGCAGUGGGAGGUUCGCAGGAAGAUGAACGCCGUCGGCUGGGGAGGGAAAACCCUGGAGCAGGUUUAUGAGGAUGUGAAUCAGUGCUGCCAGGCUCUCUCCCAGCGGCUGGGAACACAGCCGUACUUCUUCAACAAACAGCCCACGGAGCUGGACGCGCUGGUGUUCGGCCACCUCUUCACCAUCCUGACCACCAGGCUGACCAGCACGGAGCUGGCGGAGCGGAUCAAGAGCUACAGCAACCUGCUGUCCUUCUGCCGGCGCGUGGAGCAGACCUACUUCGAGGACAAGAGCUCCUGAAGGGGAACCGGACCGCUCACCACCUGUGUUGUCAUCUGGUCCUGCUCUCAUUCCCUCGCUGUAGCACUGAGAAGCUCAAACCGGCUUCUGCUCCCAUUCGUGAUUCUGAUGGAACAGAUGAGAAUUAAAUAUAUAUUAAAGUUCCUUAAAAUCACAGGAAAGCUCCUUCACACACCUCUUUUGCUACUGGAAGCCUCCAAACCAGUUUCACAUGUUAUGUGCAUUAAAUCCAAAACUCUUCUGGAGAAGCUUCGACUUCAUGACUAUAUUGUUGUUUGCCGUUAAGAGUCUGAGAUAUAGAAUUCAUUUUGCUUUUCCUGUGUAAAAAAAAGUGAGCAAGUUAACUUAAGGAUUUGACUUCAUCCUUCAUUUUUCCACUAGUUUCUUUCUUUCUUUUGAAGUGCCUACAAAAUAAAAGACUUUAAAUUCAA
Molecule: messenger RNA, 1302 nt
Organism: Pseudoliparis swirei
Lineage: Eukaryota; Metazoa; Chordata; Actinopteri; Perciformes; Liparidae
Gene: mtx2
Product: metaxin 2
Exons: 10
Coding region: 92-871 (259 amino acids)
Biological process (GO): mitochondrion organization
Cellular component (GO): SAM complex
Source: RefSeq, a predicted model, not a curated record